AUGGUCGCCAUCGAACAGAUUCGCAAUGAAUUGGCGCAAGCUUCACGCUCCGGGCGCCAGCUUGUCGCCGUCUUCGAAACACCUGAUGGUCUCGAUCGCAAGAUGGCUCUUGACUUUUACUCACGAUUGCGUUUCACCGAAAACCUAUUGCCCCUGCUAAGAUACGCCUCAAGCUUGAGCAGUUCCCAAUCUACGAGGCAGGUGUCACCGGCGGGUGGCCGAGUCAUAUCAGUCCUUGGGGGAGGCAAAGAGACGUCUAUCGAUGAAUCUGACUUGUCUCUGAAACUCAACUAUACCUUGAAAGCUUCCACUGAUCAUGCAGUGACCAUGACUACAAACUCAUUCCAACGUCUCGCCGCAGCACCCGAGAAUGCCAAUGUGGCAUUCUUCCAUACCUCCCCUGGCAUGGUCAAGACGAACGGGGAUCGUGAAUUGAACUUUGUUAUCAGGUUGUUGGAGUCCACGGUAUCUUAUGUUUUCAGACCGUGGAUCACGUCGACAGAAGAGACUGGUAAGCGUCAUCUUUGGGCGGCCGUUAGUGAUGCCUUCAGAGGCGGACAAGUCUACUUGCUCAACCAAAGAAGCGAGCGCGUAGAUAACUCCAAGGUUCUGAACAGAAUUCAUGAGGAAGGACUUUCCGACCGCGUGUGGGAACACACUCGGGAAGUGUUCAACACGAUUCCUACUGGUGAUAAUCACAACGCUUAG
This is a messenger RNA of Clonostachys rhizophaga, 708 nucleotides long. NCBI's taxonomy places the organism in Eukaryota, Fungi, Ascomycota, Sordariomycetes, Hypocreales, Bionectriaceae. The record is from the annotation of a GenBank genome assembly.